CGGUAAACCGGUCCGGUUGCAUGCCUGCUGAGCGGCUGUGGUUUCAUUUGUGUCAACAGUGUGAAGAUCGACGUGCACAGACCUGAGCGUUGUGUAACAGCAAUUAGAGAGAACGUUGGAGAACGUGGAGCUGAGGGGAGCUUCCUCUAAACAAACACGGCUCAGGUGUUCCAGGUAAUUAUUCUCAGCCCCGGAGAGGAGGAGGGCAGCGGGGAGGAACCAGCCCGGAACCCGCAGACGGCGGAGGAACACCGACGGAGCAGCAUGGAUCUGGCCGGGAGGGUAGCGCUGGUGACCGGGGGAGCUCAGGGCAUCGGCCGGGCGGCGGUCCAGGAGCUGCUGCGGAGUUCAGCCAAGGUGGCAGUGGUGGACCUGAACCAGGCCUGUGGAGAACAGUGCAAGGAACAGCUGGACGCCGAGUUCGGAGAAGGGAACAGUUCCUUCAUCCAGUGUGAUGUUUCCGACGGCAACGCACUGACAGACGCCUUCCAGAGAACCGUGGACCAGUUCGGUCGACUGGACAUUGUCAUCAACAAUGCCGGGAUCAAUAACGAGAAGAACUGGGAGAAAACCAUCCAGGUCAACCUGACGUCGGUCAUUAAAGGAACCUACUUGGCUCUAGAACACAUGAGUAAAGAAUACGGCAAACAGGGGGGAACCAUCAUCAAUGUUUCCUCCAUGGCAGCCUUCCUUCACUCUCCUCACCAGCCGGUUUACACGGCAACUAAACACGGAGUCAUCGGCUUCACCAGAGCCAUGGCGGACGCGUCCUCUCAGGGUGACUACGGCGUCCGGAUCAACGUCUUGUGUCCAGCCUUCGUGGACACGCCACUGCUGCACUCGGUGGAACACGAGGACAACAUGGGAAAGUUCGUCAAGUUCAAGGACGACUUCAAACGCAGCAUGAGCAAGUUUGGAGUUCUGCAGCCGUCGCUGAUCGCUGAGGGGAUGAUGAGGCUGAUCAGAGACUCCAGUCUGAACGGAGCCGUCAUGAAGAUCACCUGCUCCAAAGGAAUCCACUUCCACACCUACGAGCCCCUGUCAGCCUGAGCCGGACUCUGCUGGACUCCAUUGAUUCUCUAUUUAAUGAUCCCGUGAUGUCACUGCUGGACCGGCCUCUGAUUGGUCGGAUCAAACUGUGUCAGAAAUGAUUGUUUCACAGCUGAUUUCUGGUUUGUGUGAAAAUUAAACCUGUUGAGAUCAUGAUGCUGCCUCCACCAUGCUUCACAUCAUGAUGCUACUACCACCAUGCUUCAGAUCAUGAUGCUGCUGCCACUGUGCUUCACAUCAUGAUGAUGAUGAUGCCACCACCAUGCUUCAGAUCAUAAUGCUGCCACCACCAUGCUUCACAUCAUGAUGCUGCCACCACCGUGCUUUACAUCAUGAUGAUGCUGCCACCACCACCGUGCUUCACAUCAUGAUGCUGCCUCCACCAUGCUUCACAUCAUGAUGCUACCACCACCAUGCUUCAGAUCAUGAUGCUGCCGCCACUGUGCUUCACAUCAUGAUGAUGAUGCUGCCACCACCAUGCUUCAGAUCAUAAUGCUGCCACCACCAUGCUUCACAUCAUGAUGCUGCCACUAGCGUGCUUCACAUCAUGAUGAUGAUGCUGCCACCACUGUGCCUUACGUCAUGAUGCUGCCACAACCAUGCUUCAGAUCAUGAUCAUGAUGCUGCCACCACCGUGCUUCAGAUCAUGAUCAUGAUGCUGCCACCACCGUGCUUCAAAUCAUGAUGCCGCCACCACCAUGCUUCACAUCAUGAUGCUGCCACCACUGUGCUUUAGAUCAUGAUGAUGCUGCGACCACCAUGCUUCAGAUAAUGAUGCUGCCACCACCAUGCUUCAGAUAAUGAUGCUGCCACCACCAUGCUUCAGAUAAUGAUGCUGCCACCACCGUGCUUCACAUCAUGAUCUUGAUGCUGCCACCUCCAUGCAUCACAUCAUGAUGCUGCCACCACCGUGCUUCACCUCAUGAUGCUGUUUAUCUCACUGACCAACCAACUCGAUCAAUGAGCAUUCAGAGCUUGUUUGAGUCUUUCAGGUUCUCCUCUGAUCGUGUUUGGUUCUGGAUCUGUUCUCGGAAGACCACGAUGCUGCAGAAGUUUUCAGGGUUUUAAUUCAUUCAGUUAAUAGAAUCUUAAACUUUGAGUGUUACUGUGUUUGAAAAGGAUUUUUCCACAGAAGGAACCGUGUCUAGAAGAUGAUCAGAUGUACAAAUGUAAACUUAGUCCUGGUGAUGGUGCUACAGGAAGCUCAGAGGUCUCAGGAUUCAUCUUCUGAGGAGCAUCAAUGUUCACAUGCUUCAUGUCAGUCUGGUCAGUAAUUAUUGAAAGAUCACAGUAUGAAUGAAACAUGAAAAUAAAAAUGAAAUAAAAAUGUUUAAAAUGGA
Molecule: messenger RNA, 2390 nt
Organism: Amphiprion ocellaris (clown anemonefish)
Lineage: Eukaryota; Metazoa; Chordata; Actinopteri; Pomacentridae
Gene: hpgd
Product: 15-hydroxyprostaglandin dehydrogenase
Exons: 7
Coding region: 265-1050 (261 amino acids)
Cellular component (GO): cytoplasm
Molecular function (GO): oxidoreductase activity, acting on the CH-OH group of donors, NAD or NADP as acceptor
Source: RefSeq, a predicted model, not a curated record